AUGUCGAUUCGAACAGCGGCGCGGCGUCUGCCGCUACCAACCCGCAGUCGUGCAGCCGUCUGUAGCCGUUCAUUCUUCACACUGCCCAACAAUAACAGCCAGACACUCACAGCUACGAGAACGCUGCCGUAUAGGCAGGACCAGCUGUACGAGCUCGUCGCCGACGUGGACUCAUACGCGCAAUUCGUGCCCUACUGCGCCCGGUCCCGCGUCACGCAGUGGUCCGCACCGGACGAGGCCGGCCGCACGUGGCCAGCACUGGCCGACCUGCACGUCGGCUGGGGGGGCCUCAACGAGGAGUUUACGAGCCGCCUGCGCUGCGUGCCCGGCGUAUCCGUCGAGGCUGUCAGCGGCGAUCCGGCCGGAACGUCUUCUGCGCCGGACGCAUCGGCUGUCUUCAAGAGUCUCGUCACGCGCUGGUCGCUGCGGCCGCUCACGGUGCAGCCGUCGCCGUCUACGGAAGUGAAUCUCAGCAUCAAAUACCAGUUCACCAACCCUCUGUACGCGGCCGUCAGCGCUGCUGUCUCGGACAAGGUCGCAGCUCUCAUGAUUGAAGCAUUUGAAAAGCGGGCAAGGGAACAACUCAAUCAUAGCGAUCGAGCGUGA
Messenger RNA from Beauveria bassiana ARSEF 2860, 606 nucleotides. Its product is annotated as polyketide cyclase/dehydrase and lipid transporter. The transcript has a single exon. Gene Ontology annotation, cellular component: mitochondrion. Gene Ontology annotation, molecular function: ubiquinone binding. Gene Ontology annotation, biological process: cellular respiration; ubiquinone biosynthetic process. The record is from RefSeq and is a predicted model, not a curated record. The coding region runs from base 1 to 606 and encodes 201 amino acids. NCBI's taxonomy places the organism in Eukaryota, Fungi, Ascomycota, Sordariomycetes, Hypocreales, Cordycipitaceae.